This is a messenger RNA of Actinia tenebrosa (Australian red waratah sea anemone), 780 nucleotides long. RefSeq names its product SH3 domain-containing kinase-binding protein 1. Lineage: Eukaryota; Metazoa; Cnidaria; Anthozoa; Actiniaria; Actiniidae. The record is from RefSeq and is a predicted model, not a curated record. Gene Ontology annotation, molecular function: protein binding. Gene Ontology annotation, biological process: cell migration; actin filament organization.
GUUGUUGUAGAAGGAACUCCUACCAACUGGAAAUAAGUGUCAGCGUUUUAAACUCCAACUUUAAAAUAUGUCCAUUUUUUGCCUUUAAAAGCGUUCAAUUCAGCUAAAAACCAUUGUGCAUCCAACAUGAGUCGACGAGCAAGGGUUACGUUCGACUACAAGGCGACAGAGAAUGAUGAAUUGGAUUUAGCAAUCGGCCAGAUCAUCGAGGAUAUAACAGACGAGGAUGAAGGCUGGUGUAAAGGGUUCCUGGAUGGAAAGACAGGACUUUUUCCGAACAACUUUGUGGAGUUUAUUGCUGGUGAAGCUCCCCCUCAUUCAAAGCCCCCUUCCAAAGAUUCCUUAGCUGGUAAAAAAGCUAAAGUUCUCUUUGAUUACGAUGCUCUUAAUGAAGAUGAACUGUCAUUAAGAGAUGGAGAAAUAAUUGAAGUGAUCUGUGAAGUAGAGGAAGGAUGGUGGGAGGGGAAGUUUGGUGGUAAAUCUGGUGUCUUUCCGUCAAAUUUUGUUGAACUUGUGAAAGAAAAUGAACCACCUCCACUUCCUCCACCUAAAGAAGAGAUGAAGGAACCUGGUCUAGAUGAAGAAGAAGGAAACAAGAGAGCUUCCAUUAUUGGUCAGGCGAAGAAGAUGGGAGGAGGGAUGGGCUUUGGAAACAUCAUCAACGCAGGUGUUCUCUCUGGAACAAGGUUAAAGAAGGUCGAUGCAAAGCCAAAGAAGGAGCCUGAACCUGAAGUAAAACCACAGCCAGAUGUUGGGCCAUCCCUCAAGAAAUUGUCUACU